UGGGCGCAGCGGGACCUGGUGGGCGCCUGAGCCCCUAGCCCUGCACGCGGUGGGGAUGAGCGCGCAGUCGGCUCUGCCGGCCAGCCUCUCCGCUCCGAGUCGGCACCGGGAGAAAGUAGCGGUCAGGGAUGGAGCUGCUGCCAUGACAACCCCGGCGGUCUGGGCCCGCGCGCGUCCGGGCUGCUCCCGGGAGGAAGGAGGCGCAGAGACCGGGGGCGGCCGCUGAGCGUGGCGUCCGCGCGUCCCCGCGUCCCGUGCCGCGUCCCCGGAGGAGGCGGGGGCGCCGUCCGCCCAGCUCCCCGUGCGCCCAGAGCCUGCGCCGGGCGGCGCUCCGCUGGCUGGCGAGCGCGGGCCAGGCUGGCCGCGAGUUGCCGACCGGGCUGCGGCGAGGACACCCACGGACGGGAGGAUCUUGGUCUGCGCCGGCUGCGUGUCCCCGCUUGGAACUUUUUAUCGCCUUUGGGUUCCAGAUGCGAGACUUGGGGCUGGUUUAUAAAUAUAUCUAUACAUAUGUGUGAUCUAAUAAAACAUUUUCUCCUCUCCUUGAAGCAGGAGCUUUUUAUGACAUCUCCUUUAUGUCAGAGACACUUGCCUUCUUCUUUGGGUUAUAAACUUUUGAUGCCAGACCUCUGCAGAACGUGCCCAACUGAAUCUUAAAGUAGCAUCUUGAAGAGAGAGGCAGAAAAAGCGCAAUCUGUGACCUUCAUCCUUGCACCUUCCUUCUUUUCUCUCCCUUCCCAGCUGUCUCCCCCCUCCCCAGGGGAGCGUCGAGAAAGCUCUUUUUGGAUGCAGGAGGGGGCAUCUGGUUCUGCUAGGCUGGAAAGCUGAGGCAGGAAUUGAGGAAGAAUUAUUAGACUCCGGAGAGCCUGGACUCUUUGCUUCUCCUUCUUCCCCCUUUCUGCUCCUGGUGUGCUCUCUUUUCCUUUCUCCCCACACCACUUCCUGAAACCGGCUGGUGUGCGGGGCGGGGGACAAGGACUGUGCUGCUGCCGAGUUCUGGGAAGUUGUGGCUGUCGAGGAUGGGGGUCUGUGGGUACCUGUUCCUGCCAUGGAAGUGCCUCGUGGUCGUGUCUCUCAGGCUGCUGUUCCUUGUACCCACAGGAGUGCCCGUGCGCAGCGGAGAUGCCACCUUCCCCAAAGCUAUGGACAACGUGACGGUCCGGCAAGGGGAGAGCGCCACCCUCAGGUGUACCAUAGAUGAUCGGGUCACUCGGGUGGCCUGGCUAAACCGCAGCACAAUCCUCUAUGCUGGCAAUGACAAGUGGUCCAUAGACCCUCGUGUGAUCAUCCUAGUCAACACACCGACCCAGUAUAGCAUCAUGAUCCAAAACGUGGAUGUGUAUGAUGAAGGCCCAUACACCUGCUCUGUUCAGACAGACAAUCAUCCCAAAACUUCCAGGGUCCACCUCAUAGUGCAAGUUCCUCCCCAGAUCAUGAACAUAUCCUCAGACAUCACCGUGAAUGAGGGAAGCAGUGUGACCCUGCUUUGUCUUGCUAUUGGCAGACCAGAGCCAACUGUGACAUGGAGACACCUGUCAGUCAAGGAAGGCCAGGGCUUUGUGAGUGAGGACGAGUACCUGGAGAUCUCUGACAUCAAGCGUGACCAGUCUGGGGAUUAUGAAUGCAGCGCCUUGAAUGAUGUCGCCGCACCUGACGUGCGGAAAGUAAAAAUCACUGUAAACUAUCCUCCCUAUAUCUCAAAAGCCAAGAAUACUGGUGUUUCAGUUGGUCAGAAGGGCAUCUUGAGCUGUGAAGCCUCUGCAGUCCCGAUGGCUGAAUUCCAGUGGUUCAAGGAAGACACCAGAUUAGCCACGGGCCUGGACGGAGUGAGGAUUGAGAACAAAGGUCGCAUAUCCACUCUGACUUUCUUCAAUGUCUCAGAGAAGGAUUAUGGGAACUAUACUUGUGUGGCCACAAACAAACUUGGGAAUACCAAUGCCAGCAUCACAUUGUAUGUUCAUCACCAUAUAAUUCUCUAAUCAUAAUCAUAUCAUAUCGUGUCUAUUCCACUUUAUCUCUCCUCUACCAUCAACAGACAUUGGUAUCUUCAAAAUUUCCUAUCAACUUCUCAUGUGAAAGUCAAUGAUCUCACAGGUUAACGACAUAGAAAAGCAAUACCCUGUGUCAUGGACUCUGGAAUGUGGAAACCCAUCCACCCAAAUUAAACCCUGUUAACAGAUGGACCAAAGUAGCAAUGCAAAGAUCAGUCAAUCACCAAUCCCAGGAGAGUCUGUAUUUCCUAAACCAUCAUCUUGGGAAGCAGAUCAGCCCUGGACAAACCUUGAUUAGCACUGCAUUUCCUCUUUUAUGCUCAAAGGAUUGAAGUACCAUCUUUUAUGCUUCUCUCAGCCUUUCAAGAAAGUGCAUGUCAGGAAACUAUAAGACCUUCUUCAAGGCAAAUUUUCCUUAGGAACAAGAACAUGAAGGAAAACACACAUCUGUGUCUACAAUGUAAAUCAGCAGUCCACUCACCAAAGUGGACUGCUGCUAAGUGUCUCCUUUCUGUCCCAGUUCUGGUUUGAUCUGUUUGAAAACUAUCCAGUAAAAAAGCUGAUGGAGGCCAAUUACAUGGUGGGUGUGUUGACAACUCUGGUAUUUGUUUCAGGAAGCUCUUCUGAGCUGAGGGCACUUGAGCAACUGACUUAAUUUCCAAGCACUUGAUUAACACAACACUGCAAACAGAAGGGGGAAAAUGUAAGUGACAGUUUCUUUGGAUAGAGGCUGCUUUCACUAAUGGCUUUGGGAAGAUUGUCUCCAGCUUCCUGUGUUCAAAGCAGACCUAGCAUACAAAGAAGAGUGGACCAGAUCUUUCUGCACUCUCCUGGGACAAGAAGGACUCAGCCAACAAAGGAGACUGCCAUUCAAAAGAACAGCAUUGAAUACCACAUGAGGGGAUGAGAAAGAGGGGAUGCUUUUCUAUGCAUCAACAAUGACUUUCUUACAGACCUGUCCUGGUUCGGAAACCUUUUUCAGGCCUACAUUCUAGAAAAUAAAAAAUAUGAACUCCAUAGAGUUCCAUUCCCUUAAUGCUUAAAUGAUCUCUUCCUCCAAUGUAAGUGCCCCCUUUGUGUUUUUCCACUAUGGCAACAUGAACAUGACACUCAGAGUGGGGAAAUAUAUGUACAAUUGAGGAUUGCCUUGGCAUAUGAAAAGCUAGGCAUUGUCAUAUGCAGUAGAGCUAAUGGGAACAAAAUUAAUAUUACACUUGCCAGUUGUCAACAGACAUCUUUAUUUCCUAGUGAGCUACUGGAAACCAGGUUCUGGGAACAUAAAUGAUGUGCCAAAAAGAGUCUAUUGAUUCCAACUUCCAGAGACAAUCAUGAGCUGGCACAAAUUCAGAAUUAAGGUCAGGCUUGAACAUUUCAGAUCUGUCCCCGCACUCAGCAUCUUGAAUUGGGUUGGUGUCAGACGUUGUAUGAGAAAUAAAUGUGUCAUUUGAGUGUUCUGCUGAUACUAAAUUUGUUACUUUGGAGUAAAAUAAAUGUGAAGGCUUUGGGGAGUGGAUGGUAUUGGAGAACAUGGUGCUUGGAAUGGACAAGCUGUACCUGAUCCUCACUCCACAGAUUGUUAUUAUGCAAGGGGUUCAUCUAUGGCCAAGUAGAUCAUUAGAUGCUUUCAAAACCAACGACGCUGGUCUUAACGUCACCAUGGAACUCUGCUCUGUCACGUUCCACUGGAUACUAGGAAACACCUCUGAUGGUUGCCUUUUCCAGCCAUGUUUCAGAGCAAAAAAUGAUGCUAAGUUCAAUUAUCUUCUAAGAGACAGAAAACCAAGAACAUAAUACCCAAGGCAACCAGGGCACUGGAAGUGAAAUGACUUUUCAUUACAAUGGACUUACUCCAGCUUCUGUAUUAUUUGAAUCACUUUGGUGGGAAUGGCUCCAUGUGAUGGGAGCUGUCGCCCAACAUCUUGAAGCAUAUGGUAAUUGUUUACUAAAGAUGACAUCCACAUUUACACUUGCUUUUCCAACUUUACAUACGGAGGGUGGAUGGAUAAGGCCUGCUGGACAGAUUUGUUCAGAGUGCCGAUGAUGGGGGUAGGAAGGGGAUAAGGGCAGGGAAAAGAAAUAUGUCUCUGGGCAAUAUAUCACGUAUGGGUUUAAUACAUACAAAGGAAACCAAGUGAGGCUUAUCAGAUUAGGUGAGCAGAAUUCAGCAACAGCACUUAUUGGAUACCCUUCCCUUUCCCCAAAGUUAAUAUGUACUACCACCAAAGUAAUGCCAAUGAAAGUGCUAGUGUUAAGACUCCAGCCAAGCUGGUUUUUCAGUAGUUUAAUGUCAAGUGCCUGAUAUAGUCAUCUGCAAGUCUAAACAAGUGUGUUUAGGUUUACUUAUUCUUGUUUUAUUGGGGAGGGUGGAGAUGUAGGGAGCAGUUGUCAAAACAUGCACAUAUUUUUUAUAGAGAGUACAGUGCACAGUUUUUCAGCUGCAACUGUGCUCAAACUGAACAAAAGAAGAGGGAAGGCUUGGUGUUGCAAAGACAAAUGGGUCCCUUCCCUCUGAAGUUCAUGGUUCUUACUGGAGGAUACUUUCACAGGUUGGGUUGUUAGUAGGGAAGUAUACUCUGGAAAUGUUGGAGCUCCACAACUGAAGUAAAUUUAAGGGUCUGAUUCUGCAUUAAUCCAGUCAACUCUCCCUCAACAAGGAGGAGGUAGCAAGUUCUAUUUACAAUGAAGAACUAUUACAUCAAAAGAGCAGAGAAUUCCAAAGUGGGCAGUUGAUCCCAGGGAGAGCUUAUCACUUACACGGCAUCACAAGUGGCUGGAAAUUGAAUUAAGUUUUCGUCAAUGCUUUCAAUGCCAAUGGGCAGAUUUUCUCUGUAGUUGUGAUAUGGCUGCCACCAUCGCCAUCAUAGAAGGAGGGAAGGAGAGGGUCAAAUGAGGGACAGCUGGUAAAGGGGUUCUUUCUUUUAACUCUGAGUUCUCAAUGAGAAAGGAAAAUUGACUUUGCAAUACCAGAACCAGUGCUCCCCCCACACGCACCCACCACACACAAAGUUAAGUCCCUUUGGAAUUAGGGGAAGUGACAUAGAUUUUUUUCUUUUGUGUAAAAUGCAUUUUUGUUUAAAUUCUUUUUUUUUUUUUUUUUUUUUUUUUGGUGCUGGGGAUCGAACCCAUGGCCUUGUGCUUACAAGGCAAGCACUGUACCGACUGAGCUAUCUCCCCAGCCCCUUUUUAAAAAUUCUUUAAUGACAAGAAUCUCUUGUAUUUAUUUUGCACAAGCCCUAUUCCUGGAAACUCUCAUACCCAUUUGCUUCCCCUCCUACCAAGGCUUCUCUGUCUCUUUCUUUUAAGACAAAUAAGUUUGAACAGUUGCAGUAAAACUUCACAGGUGUGUAACUAGGUAGGCAACAUUUUAAAAGAGAUACCAUAUGAUGAGGACUCCUAAUGAUCACUAAAAGCAAACAAAUAAAAAUGCCAGUCUCAUUUCCCUCAUUUCUUACUUAAGAGAAGAGAAGUAAAUGAAAGGAAGAAGAAACAGAUUUGCAAUUAAAAGAUGUGGCAAAACGAUAUAGCUGAACCAGUGCAAUUUAGACUUCAGGUGCAAAAUACUUCGAGUCCAAAGGAAUGUAGAGUGGACUUAAUUAGAUGCAAUUGUCUUCAUCCUGAAAGUUGUCAGCUAAACCUAAUUUCCAGUAUUUUCAAAGAGAUUCCUUUUUUUUUUUUUUUUUUUUUUUUCCAAUGGUGCCCUUUUAAGGCACAUAGUUAUUUCACACCAUUGGGUGAAGAAAGAUUGUGGACCCUUUACCAUCAUUGUGGGGCUAUAUUCUACGUUAUUUGGCAGAUUUAUAAGGAUAUCAAUAAUCACAAUGAUAAGUAAUAAUAGCUGCCCUUGCAUUAGCUAAAGGGAGCAUUUUUAAUCAUUCAGAAAAUUUUGUGACAUGUAAAGUGCAGUUGUGAGGAAUGUGUGGGUGUACGAAAAUGUAUCUGUCAAGUUCCGAGUCCUCUAGGUUUUAAAAAAAUAUAUAUGACUUAACAAUGGUGCCGUUAUAGCCGUGUCCAACAAUGGGUGUGCCCAUUUUCACAAUGAUCCUUAAAAUGAAUCUAUGUUCAAAUGCUUUAAAAAUUUAUCACAUGAUAAAAGAGUAUAACUUUGUCAGCCUUCUAGAGUUCUUUUUCCUUUUAUUUUCUUUCUUAUAUAUUUUUCCUUCAAAAUUCAAUGAAGACUUGAUUUCUGUCAAUAAUUGUAUUAAGGGUGAAUAUACUACCUGAAUUUUGUGCAUGUUACAUUGUAGUUGUAACCUUUUCUAAUUCAGGAUGAAUAUGAGAUGGUUGUGAUUGUGCAGUGUAUCAAUAAAGUUUGAAGAACUUUGUAACUUUUAGGGGGCUGUUUAUUAGGAUAUCCUUUGAGUUCCAGGAAUGAAAGCAAGCGAAGAAGAUUGUUUCUCUUAUGUGUGUGUUUUACACAUUGAGGAGCUAAUGCAAUCAGAAAAUUGAGUAGAGCCUCUCUCUUUCUCCUUCCCUCCCCACCAUCCUCCCCUUGUCUCUUCCUCCCUCUCUUUCCUAUUCCCUCUCUCCUAUUCACACACACACAACACACACACACAAAGACACAGAGGGCAGAGAGCAGUCUAAGAACUUUCUUCCUGUAUUAUGCUGUUUACAAAUAAUAUGAAAUGGAGUUGAAGCCUUAUUAUUAUAGUUGAAGUCUAAAUUAUUUAUUUUGUAGAAUAAAAUGAAAUCAGAACACACAUUUCUGAAAAUAGUGACCAGAUUCUGCCCACUUUGAGCAUUGCACUCCUUAACAACCCCUGCUGCUUGGUUCCACUAAACUAAUACUGCUUUGACGAGGAUGAAUAUGAGAAAAUACAUGAUGAUGUACAUUCAUUCUUGAAAGUGUGUGGGGGGGGGUGUAAUUUUUAUUAUUUUAGGCUUUGCUGGAAUAUAUAUCCAUGAAGUAGCAUGAGAAAGAGCCCUGAAGAAGAUGCUCCACUCACCUGGUUGCCAUUUCUAAAGUAUCAUUCUCUUCCAAGAUAAUUCCAACUCCUCUUCGCUUGUCACACAUUCAUCUGCUAUUCUGAAGGAAUGGAUAUUAACCUAUUUCUUACAACUCAGUUUCUCUUCAAUAAUUUGAAGCUCCAUGAAGCCCUCCUAGCUCUGCCAUUAACUAAGAAUGUGAUCUUCCAUGGACAUUUGAUCUUAGCUUUUGCUUCCUCAU
This is a messenger RNA of Sciurus carolinensis (gray squirrel), 7158 nucleotides long. It is a transcript of the gene Opcml, whose product is annotated as opioid binding protein/cell adhesion molecule like. The transcript has 7 exons. The record is from RefSeq and is a predicted model, not a curated record. Lineage: Eukaryota; Metazoa; Chordata; Mammalia; Rodentia; Sciuridae. Bases 1020 to 1979 code for a protein of 319 amino acids. Gene Ontology annotation, cellular component: neuron projection.